Molecule: messenger RNA, 285 nt
Organism: Paramecium primaurelia
Lineage: Eukaryota; Ciliophora; Oligohymenophorea; Peniculida; Parameciidae
Source: the annotation of a GenBank genome assembly
AUGCCAUUUCUCAAAAAUUUGAAUAAAAAAAUGAAACAGUAAAUAUCAAUAAUUAAGUUAGAGUUACAAUCAUAAUUUGUCCAAGCUCUAAAUAAAUUUAAGAUUCUGCUGAUGACCAUAAAUCUGGAACAAAGUAAUAACCUUUUAUUUUAGCAUAGCUUAUUCAAAUUAAUGUCAAGAUACACAAUAUAAUAACCUCAAUUAUAACCUUAUUAAUAUCUUAUCUAAUUUAAUAUUAAAUAUCUAAUAUAUUAUAAGAUGAUGUUUAAUUUCUAUUAUUUUUGA